Molecule: messenger RNA, 717 nt
Organism: Knipowitschia caucasica
Lineage: Eukaryota; Metazoa; Chordata; Actinopteri; Gobiiformes; Gobiidae
Source: the annotation of a GenBank genome assembly
AUGCGUGGAAUGUUGAGCCGAGUUCUGUCCAGAGUUUUGAUGAGUCCGCUCUUCACUGGGACAAUGGAAACAGCACAGCUUCACACGGAGACACGGAGGAGAAUGGUGGUGGGUCUGGGUAACCCCGGUAUGGACGGCACCAGGCACAAUGUGGGCCGUGCUGUGCUGGACUCGCUGGCAGUGCGUUUAGGGGCAUCGGGACGCUGGAGCGGUGAUCGUCAGCUGAGCUCAGAGCUGGUGGUGUGCGAUCUAGAAGGAGAGCGAGUCAUUCUGCUCAAACCCAAACUCCUGAUGAACGUGAACGGAGCUGCGGUGGCCAAAGCAGUGAGGAAGUUUGGGGUGCAGCCGGAGGACGUGCUGCUGGUUCACGAUGAACUGGAUAAACCUCUGGGAAAAAUUGCAGUCAAACAGGGAGGAAGUGCCAGAGGUCACAAUGGUGUGCGCUCCUGUGUGGACUGUCUCAACACUGACGUGAUGCGGCGAGUGCGUGUGGGCAUCGGCCGGCCCUCUGGGAGCACCUCGGUGGACCGACACGUAUUGGGCCGGUUCAGUCCGGACGAGAGGAAAACCUUAAACUCUGUUCUGGCUCAGAGUGUUGACCUGCUCCUCAGCCUGCUCUCACCACCAGGGGGCGUGGCAGUCAGACAACAGCAGCAGAAACGACCUAAAAGACAAGCGGAAGAUAUGGACAAAGAUGAGACAGCAUCGCCCUCAUGA